This is a messenger RNA of Boleophthalmus pectinirostris (great blue-spotted mudskipper), 2604 nucleotides long. RefSeq lists its product as uncharacterized. NCBI's taxonomy places the organism in Eukaryota, Metazoa, Chordata, Actinopteri, Gobiiformes, Gobiidae. Bases 1 to 993 code for a protein of 330 amino acids. The record is from RefSeq and is a predicted model, not a curated record. The transcript is spliced from 5 exons.
AUGUAUGUCAAGUCCUCCUCCAAUGAGAGAAUCGAGGGCUCCUCAGUGACUUUAAUCUCUGAUGCCUCUGGUUCCAACUUCACCAGAAACUGGUUGAUAAAUGGACAGGAGCUAAAUCCUUCUGAAAACAUUGUACUUUAUGACCAAAAACAAGUCUUGUCCUUCAAAGUCCUGAACAGAACAGACAGUGGAAGGUACCUCUGUGAAAUCAGCAACCCCAUCAGCUCUCAGACAGCUCUUUAUGAUCUGGAGGUUUUCUCUAAGUGUGUGUGUGCGUGCGUGCGUGUGUGUGUGUGUGUGACUCGGGCCUCUCCUGUCCCCUCUGUCACAUGGACUCUGCUCCAGGACCAGUCUGAGUACUCACUGGUUACCGUGGUGACAGGAGACACAGUCAACAGCAGCUUCGUCCUCAGAGGGAGAGGACUCAACAGAACACAAGUCCAAUGUGUGAGAGCAGCAACAGAGCAGGACACGUCCAGGAGGAUUUCACACCCUCCAUCAUCACUGACACAGCAAACCCCUCAGACUGUCUCCAAGCUUGAAGUCAUAAUUGGCUUUCUAAGUGGGUUUCUACUGGCAGCUGUUCUGUGCUGUUUGGUCUUCAAAUGCCACAGGAGGAAACAGAACAAUGAUUUACAAGCUGGUGAUAUGACUGAGACUUUGGAAAUGGUGAAUGACCAGGAGGAACCAGAGCUCAACUAUGACACUGCAGAACUGUCCAAAGCUGACACUGAACCAGCAGAAUUACAUUACGCAAGCAUCAACUUCUCUGCUAUAACACCAACAAAACAGAGGAAGAGAGGAGAAGAUGAGACAACCAAGACUGAGUAUGCAGAAAUCAAAAGAGAAACAACUGAGCCGAGGCAAGACAUGGAUGAAGUGAGCGAAGAAAUCUCAGAGGACAAAGAGGAGACGGCCAUGAUGAAAGAAAGUGUCCCAGAGCAGCAAGAAGAAGUUUAUUCUAAUGUGAAGGAAAUCAUGGAUGAUGAGUGAAGUGCAUUUGAAUAUACAGAUGUGGACAAAAUUGUUGGUACCUGUCUGGCAAUGAAAGAAAAAUCAACAAUUAUCACUGAAAUAACUUGAAACUGAUAAAAGUGAUAAUACAUAUCACACAUAAAUCAUGUGGUUAAAUAGAAUCAUUAAGAAAAACAAAGUAAUGAAACUGGCCUGGACAAAAAUGAUGGUACCCUUAACUUAAUAUUUCCCACACCACGUGAGCAAACUGCUCUAGUUGUCUCAGGUUUGAAGGACAGCAUGUUUCAGCUCAUUUCACAGAUGUUCAAUAGAAUUGGGGAUCUUGGCUCAAAGAAGACCAUUUCAGAACAGUCCAGUGUUUUGUUCUUAUCCAUUCUUGGGUGUUUUUAGCUGUAUGUUCUGGGUCAUUAUCCUGUUGGAAGACCCAUGACCUACAACUGAGACCAAGCUUUCUGACACUAGGCAACACAUUUCGUUCAAAAAUACCUUGAUAGUUUUGAGAUUUCAUUGUACCAUGCACAGAUUCAAGACACCUUGUGCCAGAUGCAGCAAAACAGCCCCAAAACAAAACCAAGCCUCCUCCGUGCUUCACAGUGGGGACAGUGUUCUUUUCUUAGUGUGCUUCAUUUUUGCAUCUGUGAACAUAGAGCUGAUGUGUCUUGCCAAAGAGCUGCAGUUUUGUCUCAUCUGUCCAAAGGACAUUCUCCCAGAAGCUUUGUGGCUUGUUAAUAUGCACUGUAGCAAAUUCCAGUCACACUUUUUUAUGAUUUGCUCUCAGCAGUGGUGUCCUCACAUGAAGUCCACUUUGGCUCAAACUGUGACAGAUGGUGCGAUCUGACACUGAUGUACCUUGCCUUUCAAGUUCACAUUUAAUUUUUCUGGAGAUUGUUCUGGGCUCUUCGAAUACCAGUUGUAUGAUCCGCCUCUUCAAUUUGUCAUCAGUUUUCCUCUUGCAGCCGUGUCCAGGGAGGUUGACCUUAAACUACUGAAGAACAUGUGUAAUUGUAAUCGCAGGAACAUCACGUUGCUUGGAGAUGGUCUUAUUGUGUUUAUCUUUAUCCUGCUUGUCUAUCAUUUUCUUUCUAGUCUCCUGACACAGUUCUCUUCUCUUUCUUUGGUCCAUGUUCAGUGUUGUCUCCAUCAUGUCUCCAAACAGCACAAUGACACAUGUCGCCCUUUAAACAGACAGACUGACUGAGGACAAGUUUGAAGACACCUGUGAUGCAGAUUAGAGGACACACCUAAGUUUAACAUGUCCUAUUGUCCAAUUAUUUACAUUAUUUAUCUAUUCUAGGGGUACCAUCAUUUUUGUCCAGGUCAUUUUCAUUAGUUUGUUUAAAAUGAUUCCACUGAACAACAAUUCAAAAACAGUGUCUGAUUUUCACUGGUUAUUUUUCUGUAUUUUUUUUUUUAUUUUAUUUAAUAUUGCUUUUCUCAGUUUCAAGUUAUUUCAGUCACCAUUGCUGAUUUUUCUUUCAUUACCAGAGGGGUAGAUUUAGUCAAAUUUUUCAAGGGAAAAAAAGUUGUGUUAUAGAUGAAUGAUGUGGAUAUAGAAGUUAUCCUUUACUGGUUCCCUUCUUUCAUGUAUUUGGAGUAUUUAUUCUGUAAAUAAAAUACAUUUACACAUUU